Messenger RNA from Meloidogyne enterolobii, 1548 nucleotides. NCBI's taxonomy places the organism in Eukaryota, Metazoa, Nematoda, Chromadorea, Rhabditida, Meloidogynidae. The record is from the annotation of a GenBank genome assembly.
AUGGAUAUAGAAACUUCCAAAAACCCCAAAUCUUUACCUAUUAUCCUUCCCUUUAGUUCCCUUACCUUCCCUGCCUUCCCUCACACUCCCAAAUUCAUUUAUAAAUCAAAAAAAUCCAAUAAUAAAUAUUUAAAAGCAAUCCAAGAAGAAAAAUCAGAAAGACAAACAAAUAGCGAAGAUACUACAAAUUUACGUAAUGAUUUAAUUCGUUUAAUGAUUGGAGAGGAUAAAUUACUUAAAGUUAAAGUUCAAUAUUUAGAAGAAAGAACUGCCUUAAAUUUACAAUGUCCAAAUAAAUAUGGGCGGUUAUUAAAUUUUUAUUAUACAACUUCUAGUAGAGAAUUAAUGAUACAGAUCCGUAACCAACAAGAUCUCGAUUAUGUAAUUCAAUUACAUGAAAAAGCUGGUAGUAAACGUCGAAUGAGACUUAUACUUUCACAAAAAAGGGAUAAUUAUUUCGAAAAUACUGGUCCUCCGUUAACUCCACAUUCACCUAUCUGUGGUGUUUUUACUGUUCCAAAUGGUUUUGCAGAGACAACAUUAUCUGAAACUUCUUCUCUUUGGUCGUUAAUCAGCAGUUCCUCUACAAAAAGAACCCCUGGAGGGACACCUAUCCGAUUUUGUGGAAAACGGGGAGAGACUUCUUCCUUAGAUGCAGAGAGGUUAUCUGACACCCCCACACCAAGAGUACCAAAUAAUUGGCGUGAAGGACGGUGUCUUGGCCGUGGAGCAUAUGGCCAUGUUUUUGUUUGUUUAGAUGUUGACACUGGAGAACAAUUGGUAGUCAAGAAAAUUUAUUUGAGAGGUCACCAACAACGAAGCCGUGUAAUGGCAACAUUAGAAAAUGAAUUAAAUAUGUUGGGCACUUUAAAACACCCAAAUAUUGUCCAAUAUGUUGGAAUUGUUGAAAGGACAGAUUGUGUUAAUAUUUUUAUGGAAUUAAUGGCUGGGGGAUCUUUAAAAGAUCAGAUAAGCGAGUAUGGAGCAUUAAGCGAACAAAUGAGCAUUCUCUUUACUUCCCAAAUUCUUGCUGGUUUAGCAUAUUUACACUCAAAAGACAUUGUUCACAGAGAUAUUAAACCUGCAAAUAUUUUACGUCAUACGAGUGCUCGUGUUAAAAUUGGGGACUUUGGAUCAGCUAAAUUUCUUCAGGCAAUUUGCAGUGAACAAGGAAUUGAUAUUCAAGGAACCCCUCAUUAUACAGCUCCAGAAAUUAUUCGUUGUGACCGUCGUUAUGAGCCUAAAUCUGACGUUUGGAGUGUUGGGAUCACUUUAGUCGAAAUGUUAACAACACAAACACCUUGGGCAGGUAUAGAACCAUUUGCCAUUCAUGUCAGAACUAUGCCAGAACCGUCAUUGCCUAAUGGACUUUCUUUGGCAUUAAUUGAAGCGAUUAAUUUAAUGUUAAAAAGAAAACUUGAGGAAAGGCCAACAGCCCUAGAAUUACUUGGAAUUAAACCAUUUUGUAGUUCUGAUGAACGAUUAGAUGUAGUAGAGGAGGCAAAGGAAGGGAGAGGAGUGAUUUUGAAAAUUGGUCAUAAUGGGUAG